UGAAUAAGGCGUAUAGACCAGAUAUCAUCUGUUUAACCCGCAAAGUCUACCAAGACUGAGCACAACCUCUCUUACCCCCUAGCCCGGCACUUCUGCUUGCGCUGCGUGAGUUUCGGACCCAUAGGUUCCCAUCGACAACAACCGACCGACGACAAUCCCUUCCGGACUCAACCUUGCGACACAAUGCUGUCCAAUAACCCCCAAACCAGCAAUCUUCAUGCCCGUCACAGAGCACACCGACGCCAAAAUUCGACACCGACGGCAUUCGAAGCAGUGAAGAUCCAGCCCUUGCCCCCAAAUGUCCAGCGUCAACGAGCUCUCGGCCACCGCCGAGGCCUCAGCCUGGACACAAGAAGGCAGGACUUUGCACCGGUAAGUAUGACUACUAACACAGGACUAGCACAACCGCAGCAUGUACUGCGAGAAGCGCAGCAGCAACGCAUUCAAGCACGCCCGGGCCCCCGCCAGCAGGCACACCUUCGACAACACUCACAACAACAAAUUCACCGGAGACAGCAAAUGUACAUGGCCUCCAAUGACCAUGAAAACUACCUCAUGUCCCCCCAUGGAACGCCUCAGGCUCAGCGCUUCGACGCCACAUGCUUCGACUCAUCGCCCAUACAGUACAACCAGUAUGGCCAGCAGAUGAACAACAUGAUGGCCAAGGGUCAGCAGGUCUAUGGCGCGAACAUGGGAGGCAACAAGGACUUUGAGCUCUUUGGCUCUGACAGCGCUCUCUCGACCCCUUCUUUCAUGAACUUUAGCGACACUCCCAACACCCCUCAGGGCUGGAUCUCUGAGGAUGAGACUGCAAGCACAAGACGGUCUUCGCGGAGAAUUAGCAAUGGCAUCAUGGACAGAGUCAACAAAUUCGAGACCAUGGGCGUUGAGCAGAUGCAAAGACCAAUGACGCCACCACACCAGGAUGCAAACAACUACUUCCCCCCGACACCAAUGGAGACACCCCACGACAGGGCCGUUAAGCACGAGCCCAUGUCUGCCAGGCCGAGUCGAUUCGCUGAGGGAUACGACGAGUCCAUGGAGGAGACUCUCAAGCCCGUGAGGAAGUCGAACCAACGCACCCAGAACAUCUUUGAGGAGAUGCGCAAGCAGUCGGAGCAGAACGUCAUGACGGUUCCUCAGCAGCCCUCUCAGAUCCCCCACGGUCUGUACGACCAGGUUGUGCCGACUGCCGACUUCAUGAACAUGAACAACUUCAACAAUGAGUUCCUGAAGAUUCAGGAGGUUCCUGGCUACGACGGCCUCUCUGAUGAUCUCCAAGUCUCUUCCGACAUGUCCCAGCACUCGACUCCUCACACUCCUCUGAUGAACUUCCACAGCGCUUUCGAUAACCGCCCUGAUCUCCACCACCCCAACAUGACCAUCGGUUCUAUCUCGCCUUCCAGAUCCUUUGACGACAGAUCCUUUGAUGAUUCUCGCCUUUCUUCACCCCAUCGCCGUACCGAGUCUCUUGCCAGCAUUGCCAGUGCCGCGAGCAUUGCAAGCAUCAACAUCGAGGAGACCAAGACUGAGACCGGCGUCACGCUUGAUGACAUUGCUACUUACAUCACCGGACCCGAUCCUGCAGAUGGCAAAUGGACUUGCACUUUUGAGGAUUGUGGCAAGAAGUUCGGACGCAAGGAGAACAUCAAGUCUCACGUUCAAACCCAUUUGAACGACCGACAGUACCAGUGCCCUUCUUGCAAGAAGUGCUUCGUUCGCCAGCACGACUUGAAGCGCCAUGCAAAGAUCCAUACCGGUAUCAAGCCUUAUCCCUGCGAAUGCGGCAACAGCUUUGCCCGCCACGAUGCUCUGACCCGCCACCGCCAACGUGGCAUGUGCAUUGGAGCGUUUGACGGCAUCGUCAAGAAAGUUGUCAAGCGCGGCCGUCCCCGCAAGCACCGCCCCGAGAUGGACGAGCGCGUCAACAAGUCGGCUCGCACAAGGACCAAGAACAAGUCGACCGCCUCCACAUCAUCGCAGUCCGGCUACUCAGAUAGCUCUGCAGUCAACUCUCCCGAGAACGACUUCAUGAUGUCGGAUGACCAAUUCGAGAUAGGCGAUAUUGACGAACGUCGAAACUUCGACAUGCCCCUUCAAAUCACCACAAGCUCAUCCGCACCUAUGCCUUCUUCGCCUCCACGUCUUCACCGGGAUUCGCACUUGGAGACUUCCCCGGCUGCGAGCCACCAUUCCGAGUACGUCUCCCCAGAGGCCCUGAUGGAGGCACCCGUCUCGUUGCCCCAGCAACCAGAAUCACCAGCAAAGAGCGAGUACAACACCCCACCGGAACUUUCCCAGUCUUCAUCGCCACCACCCAAUCAGUUCUUCGACGCCGAGCCCAAUCACUCUGGUUUCAGCGACGAUUCACUGCUGGCUGGAAUGAGAGGCAAUGCUGGUCCCAUCGGCAGCACCAGCAUCUCGAGCCUGGGCCUGGUCGAUGCUGAUGAUGAAUUGCUCAUGAACAUGAAGGCUUUCACAACCGAAGAUGGUCUAGUUCAAUUCGACCGUGAGUCCAACAUGCUCAUGAUGAGCAAGUUUGACGAAGAAUUCGAAGACCCAGUCAACAUGUUCACCAACAACGAUGAUAUUUUCUUUGGCAGCUCAUGAUGGAUAAUAUUUUCUGGUGAAACGGUUCCCUUUCCGAAAGGUGUAGGACGGUGUCACGACUUCUUCUCUUCAGCAAUGUGUACGUUAUGACGCUUUACGCUUGUGCUUGAUCUUGGUCUUUCUCAGCACCCACCACGGGACCAUGUAAUGACGACGGGUUAUCGCGACGCUCUUCGUUCGCUGGACGGAUGUACUAUCACAAUGGGGUAUCAAAAUGUUCGGUCUAUAGGUGUUUUCGGUAAUGAUUCGGGUAUUUUUGGCGAUCAGCGGCGGGUUCUGGCCUUUAUUUUUCUGGUAUACGGCAACGGGAUUUGGAAUGAACAUGAACCCGAUGUCUGGCGCUGGGCGACCGCGCGUGUGCCUUACGCCUCGGUUGGGUUCUGGGAUUACGCGAUAGAAGAGAUAAGAUGAAUUGAAUUUGGGAUGGAUUUCAAAUU
Molecule: messenger RNA, 3047 nt
Organism: Colletotrichum acutatum
Lineage: Eukaryota; Fungi; Ascomycota; Sordariomycetes; Glomerellales; Glomerellaceae
Exons: 3
Coding region: 184-2610 (808 amino acids)
Biological process (GO): regulation of transcription by RNA polymerase II
Cellular component (GO): nucleus
Molecular function (GO): RNA polymerase II cis-regulatory region sequence-specific DNA binding; DNA-binding transcription factor activity, RNA polymerase II-specific
Source: RefSeq, a predicted model, not a curated record